AUGUCGAUUGCUUCUUCUAUACAUUCAUUAGUCGAUCAGAUUAAAACAGAAGCCUUCCAAGACUCAUCCUCUACUGGCCAUGGUCAUGCGCGCCUUCUUCAACUUAUCGAUGAACUCAAGCUACUUGUUGAAACACCCACUGAGACAAUCCUGCGUUUGAUAUACCAACCUCCGGAAAAUGCGGCUUUGAGGACGGUGGUUGAUCUCGGGAUAUUUCCCCUUCUUGUCGGUAGCCCAAAGCAGGAAGGCCUCUCCGCGUCAGACAUAGCCCUGCACACUGGGGCCGAUAGAAGGCUCAUUGUUCGCCUGAUGCGGGUGAUGACUUCCCUGGGGCUUUGUUCCAGCGUAGAGGCGGAAAUAUACCGUUUCACUGAUAAGACUCUCGCGAUGACCAAACCGAUCGGGCGAGAUGGGGUCCCAUGCAUAUACGAUCUGACACUUCCGGCCCUAUCCAAACUUCCCGAAUACCUCCGUCUAAACAACCAUAUCAACCCAGAGGAAUACUCAAAGUCCCCAAUGCAAUGGGCCGUGGGCAAAAGCCAAUUCGAAUGGCUUGCUGAGAACAAGCAGCAUCAGUUUCUUUUUAACUCAUACAUGUCCAGUCGACGUGAAGGCAAGCCCAAUUGGUUCGAAGUAUACCCGUUAGAAAGGUUGAUUGAUGGGGCCAUAUAUUCACCGGAAGUUGCGUUUCUUGUUGAUGUCGGUGGAAAUGAAGGGCAUGAUCUGGGAAGUCUCCAUGCCCGAUACGCCAGCCUCCCUGGGCGACUCAUCCUCCAAGAUCUUCCAAAGAUGGUGAAGAAUGUCGACAGAGAAGGAAUAGAAAAUAUAGCAUAUAGCUUCCUCGACCCGCAGCCAGUCAAGGGCGCCCGAGCAUACUACUUUAGAGCAAUCUUCCAUGACUGGCCCGAUAGGGUUUGCAAACGGAUCUUGUUGAAUACUAUCUCUGCCAUGAAUGCCCAAUAUUCGCGCAUCAUCAUCGUCGACUUUGUUCUCCCCGACACAAAUGUCCCACGAAUGCAAUCCGCCAUGGACAUACAGAUGAUGAGCAUUGGAGCAGGUGUUGAGCGAUCAAAAAAGCAGUGGUUUGAUCUUCUGGCCAGUGUUGGCUUGAAGAUAAAUGAGAUCUGGAAUUCGAACUCGGCCAUGGAGUCGGUCAUUGAGGCAGUUCCGAUGGAAGAUGGUGAAGAGCCUGCCGAAAAGCUGUGA
Molecule: messenger RNA, 1206 nt
Organism: Penicillium longicatenatum
Lineage: Eukaryota; Fungi; Ascomycota; Eurotiomycetes; Eurotiales; Aspergillaceae
Exons: 5
Coding region: 1-1206 (401 amino acids)
Molecular function (GO): O-methyltransferase activity
Source: RefSeq, a predicted model, not a curated record